Ornithodoros turicata is the source of this 2919-nucleotide messenger RNA. It is a transcript of the gene Shark, whose product is annotated as tyrosine-protein kinase HTK16-like. Bases 279 to 2480 code for a protein of 733 amino acids. Lineage: Eukaryota; Metazoa; Arthropoda; Arachnida; Ixodida; Argasidae. The transcript is spliced from 16 exons. Gene Ontology annotation, biological process: protein phosphorylation. The record is from RefSeq and is a predicted model, not a curated record. Gene Ontology annotation, molecular function: protein binding; ATP binding; protein tyrosine kinase activity.
CUAGCCUCUGGCUAGCAUUCAGGAUUCAGGCCGAUCGUCGCAGAAGGAAAGUUGGAGAAUGCGGGAAGUUGUCUCAGCUGUAUUGCGUGCAAAACAGGAAGGCUAUUCCGUCCUUUCUACUCAAAACCGUCAACCGGACGUCUCCGAGCUCAAAGGGCUGAUAGGAAGUUCUUCCAAUGAGUGCUGACGGGUAUUACGCCCUACUUGUCUGAGAAGCCAUAAACCAUCGAAGGGUCAAGGAAACGGACAGUGACGUACACUGGGGAUCAAAUGCCAAGAUGCGGACAGCACCAGAAAGGCUGUCGUCGCCUCAUCGGUCUACUCAGCAACUUUUUUGUGAGGAGCAGUUUGCCUGGUUUCACGGACGCAUCACCCGAGAAGAUGCUCAAAGUCUCCUCCUCUCUGAAAAUGGUGGCAGAGGAGAGACUGGAUCCUUCCUGGUGCGCGAGAGUACUUCCUCACCAGGCGACUUUGCACUGAGCGUAGUCCACGAGAGAGAAGUACUCCAUUUUCAAGUUCGACAACACAUCUUGGAGCCGUGCUACAGCGUAGACGAUGGGCCAGUCCUUUGUGGCCUGGAAGAAGUGGUGUCUCAUUACAGCACCAGCUGUCUCGGAGGGCUCGUGUCUCUAGGCAAUCCCUGUCCCGGUGGUGGGCCUCCACCACAGGGGUGUCGUAGAGCAGGGAGGUGCACCCUUCUCCACAGAGCUGUGUCCCUCGGAGAUGCCAGGGUGGUCGGGGAACUGCUCCACUCCGGAUACCCCGUGGAUGCUAGGGACCCCGAAGGCCGUUCUCCCGUGCACCUGGCUUGCCUUUAUGGUCAGGCAGCACUUCUGGAGCCACUAGUCAGGUUUGGGGCUCCUUCUAAUGGGCCAGACACAGCAGGGCUGUCGCCUUUGCACUAUGCCAGCCGUCUGAAGGACUCUAGCCUAGCUGCAAUCCUUCUCAAUGUGGGAGCGGAUGUUCAGGCACGAGAGGUGGCCACGGGUCGUGUUCCUAUGCAUGAGGCUGCUGAGAAUGGCUGUCUCGAUGUAAUCAAGGUCUUACUGAGCUUUGGUGCUGCUGCACGACCACGCACUUUGGAGGACGAGACACCGCUUGACCUUGCACUCAGAGGUGGACACAAGGAAUGUGCUCAUUUUCUCAGUGUGUUUCAAGAAGCUCCUUCCCACACUUGCAAAGAAGACUGGUUGCAUACAGAUGUGAAUCGUGAGGAAGCCGGCCACCUUUUAAACGGCGAGCCAGAUGGCACUUUCCUGGUACGUCCCAGUCGUGGUCGCCCAGGAGCUCUUGCACUUUCUUUAACUGCUGGAGGGCAGGUUUAUCACUUUGAAGUGCGCAACAAGGGAACAUUUUUCUACGUAGACAGUGGUCCGUUCCUAGACUCCCUCGAAGUUCUAGUUGCCUACUACGGCAAAUUUUCGGAUGGACUGCCGAGUAGACUGCUUUGUCCCAUUCCUCCAGCAGCUCCACGAAAGGUACAUGCAGAGUGGGGCAUUUUUUCUACGGGUUCGAUGGAGCGUCGUCGUCUCAUCGGUGCUGACGUCGUGGUGGCUCCCAAGGAUGAGUGCCGGAGGGAGUCAACUAACCUCAUAGGAAAGCAUGCAUUGAAACUAGGUCCAUCUUUGGGAGAAGGAGAGUUUGGAUCUGUUCUACAAGGUCUAUGGAACAGUGACCAAGGGGAGGUAAACGUGGCCGUAAAGAUUCUUCGAGAAGAACAGCUUGGUGGCAGAGAAGGCUUCUCACGAGAAGUCGGCGUAAUGGUUGGGCUUUGCCAUCCCUGUAUUGUCCGACUCCUCGGAAUUUGUCUCGGUCCUCCGUUGAUGAUGGUUCAAGAGUUGGUUCCACUGGGAUCCCUUCUACGGUUCCUCGUGGAGCAUGGUCCAGAAGAGAUCUCAGUAGAGCGAGAGAUGCCCCUGUGGGGAGCACAACUAGCUGAAGGCAUGGCAUACCUCGAGGAACAGAGGUUUGUUCAUCGCGACCUAGCUGCACGCAACGUACUGCUUGCAUCUCGCACACAGGUGAAGAUCAGUGACUUUGGCCUUUCUCGUGCACUGGGAGCACACGGGGACUACUACAGAGCCACGUCUGGUGGACGCUGGCCUCUCAAAUGGUAUGCACCAGAAUCGGUCAACUUUGGCACGUUCUCCCACGCGAGCGACGUCUGGAGUUACGGCAUAACCAUGUGGGAAGUGUAUUCAUUCGGAGAACAGCCCUACGGAACCCAGACGGGAGCCCAGGUGGUAGCGCGGCUAGAAAAAGGGGAGAGACUGAAACGACCGACGUCCUGUCCCACUUGGGCCUACACCAUCAUGAGGCAGUGCUGGCAGUGGGAACCUCAGAAACGUCCCUGCUUCACGCAGCUUCAGCGGGCGUUCCAACGACAUUUCGCCUCGAAUGGACGUUCAAAUGCGGAGAAAGGUGAUCUGGCACUGGCGGACGAACUUUCGCUCGCAGCCGACUUUUCGCUGACCCUGUGAUACCUGCUACUGGUCAGAUGGCACUUUGGAACAGUGAUCUGAAAGAAGAACGCUUCUCUCCCAAGGAAAGACGGAAAGAUAAAGUGAAUUACGGUGCCCUGUCUUUUGGACGCGUGAAUACUCGCCAACUCUUGGAACUGUGGUGUUCCUUGUCGUGUGCGGACUCGUUGUGUUCUUGGUAAUCCGAAAAUAAGUGUUCAGGGAGGACUGAAGCAGUUUGACGACCUUCAGUGGCAUUGUUAUUGUUGCUGUUUAUAAGGGUACAGAGGUUUUGCCAAGCUGUUGUUGUUGUUGUUGGAAAUGCGGUCCCUGAAACGUGGUUUCUGGACUCGAAAAGUUUUUAUUCAGGGAGACGAUCCCGAGUUGUUGAACACCUCAGUAGGGCUUUGUGCAAAAGAAACUUUUAUCAGUAUUAAAAAGCAGGCACGUUUUUAACAAA